Molecule: messenger RNA, 2886 nt
Organism: Aspergillus niger
Lineage: Eukaryota; Fungi; Ascomycota; Eurotiomycetes; Eurotiales; Aspergillaceae
Exons: 4
Coding region: 1-2886 (961 amino acids)
Biological process (GO): regulation of DNA-templated transcription; DNA-templated transcription
Cellular component (GO): nucleus
Molecular function (GO): DNA-binding transcription factor activity, RNA polymerase II-specific; transcription cis-regulatory region binding; zinc ion binding
Source: RefSeq, a predicted model, not a curated record
AUGGAGAUCGAUCCGCGUCUGCGUGCUGGCAGUGACAGCUCUCCUGCCGACGGCACCGCAGCCGGUCGUCCAUAUAUCCCUCCCCCGGCCUCCUCCUCCAGACAUCCCGACCCCAAUGCCGCCGCUCCCUCCGCUCUUGCACGCAGCAGCAAUUACCCCGAGCCACCGUCCCCUUACUCGCCCGCUGACCAGCUGCGAUCCGCCGUCUCGUCUGCAAGUGGGCCCGGCUACUACGGCAGCGCCGCGCACUCCCAGUCGACGCCAUCUAUCUACCGAAGCGGGCCUGAACCUGGCUCUGUGCCCAGCACGUCCUCUCAACUCGACUCCGUCGAUCCGAACGAUCCGUAUGCCGAAUUACGACGUCCGCGCGCCUGCGAAGCUUGCCGACAACUCAAAGUCCGAUGCGAGCCCGAUCUCAGCCAUCCCAAUGGGACGUGUAAACGGUGCGCCAAGGCCGGCAGAAAUUGUAUCGUGACCCUUCCCACGCGCAAGCGCCAGAAGAAAACCGACAGUCGCGUGGCGGAGCUGGAGAGAAAGAUCGAUGCCUUGACGGCAAGCUUGCAGGCCUCCCAGGGCCAUGAAACCCACCCUCUUCCGCCGCCCGCGACUCUUGAGCCGCCACGCGAGGAGCAUCCGGGAAGGCGCUGGCUGCCAUCCGCAACGCAUGUCUCUGCUAAUGGAUCGGUACCUCUGAAGUCACCAUCCAGCACGGCGGGGAGCAAGCGGCAACACGGUGGGGAGAUCAAAGAGACUGCUCCAGUGUCUUCUCGCACUUCGAGCCCAUCCGACGACCAAUCAUUGUACAAUAAGGCUAUUAAACAAUGGCGGGCUAUGGGAUACGGAGCGGAGCCACAACCCAAGGAUACGGCCAGCGAGGGCGGGGGCGAUCUGAUUGACAGAGGCCUCGUGAGUGAGACACUGGCUGAGGAGGCAUUCACCAAAUAUAUAGACUAUAUGGCCACCCUUAUACCUAUGGUGGUGUUCCCACCGGGCACAACGAUGGAUGAGGUGCGGCAGAAGAAGCCGGUGCUGUUUCACGCUAUAGUUGCGGCCGCGAUCGGUACUAUCCAACCACAGUUGCAGCUGUCCUUGCUGGAUGAUUUCUACAAAGUGCUUGCAGAACGAGUCGUGGUGAAAGGUGAAAAGUCUCUGGAUCUAGUCCAGGCGAUCUUGGUGUGCUGCAAGUGGUACACGCCGCCAGACAACUUCGAGGAGGUAAAAUUCUAUCAGUUGUCCAACAUUGCUGUCUCACUCGCGAUGGAUCUGGGUCUCAAUCGGAAGGCGAUCCCCAAGUCGAAGCCGUUCGCCCUAGUCAAGGAGCUUAUCUCGAAGAAGUCAUCUGUCGUCCUAGAUCUGGAUUCACCCGAGGCGAGACGGACUUGGCUUGCUUGUUAUUUCCUCUCUGUGCAGGUCGCCGUCUCUCUAAGGCGCGUGAAUCUAGUCCGAUGGCUGCCAUAUAUGGACGAAUGCGUGGAAAUACUGGAGAAGUCACCAGACGCCUUACCAUCCGACAAGGCCAUGAUCCAAUGGGCAAAGCUAGCCCACAUCCUCGAAGAUAUCGCCGUCCAGUUCACUACCGACGACGCCCCUACCGUAUCAUCCUUCUCAGACCCGAAAUUCCUCUACACGCUCCGAGUCCUCGAAAGGCAACUCGAACAAUGGCGUCGAGAAACUCCACCAGAGCACUAUUCCCCCAUCAUGAAACAAGCCUAUUGUAUCCUCAACCUCUUCCUCCACGAAAAUGCCAUGCACGUAGAAUUCCACCGAGACGAUUCCAAAUCCGCCAACGACGAUCUCGCCAGCCCCACCAGCCCAGCUCACAUCAACGCCCUAAGCACCUGCCUCACCUCCAUCCACGACGCCAUCGACGUCCUCUGCUCCAUCGAAACGAAAGACCUAGUCCUAGCCCCGACCAUCGCUCUGGCCCGAACGUCCUUCGCCAUCGUCGCCCUCAUCAAGAUCUACUCCAUCGUCUCGAGCCCAGACACCCGUAUGGCCCAAGUCAUAGACCUCAGCAGCCUGAAGACAGAAUACUACCUGGACAAAGUCAUCCGCCAUUACACCAAAGCCGGCGAAUCCCCGGGCGGUCGCACCCCUGCUAAAUUCAGCGUCGUCUUGACUCUUCUCCGGAACUGGUUCAUGAAACGCAAAGACCAGGGACCUGUCCUCAAAGACGCGUUGUCGCUGUUUAAGUGCUCUGAUGAAGAUAGACUUCAGCAACCCCCCAAACAAGGCCAAGGCCAAGGCCAAACCCCCCUCCACCUCCUCAGCGAAGUCGCCAUGGGCGACCCUCAAUCCCGCUGUGCAACCAACAAUCCAUCCCCGAACCAAACAACAACAGCAUCAACAACAACAACAACAACAACAACAACAACAACCAACAGCAAUAGACCCAUCUACACGCCCAACACCGCAACACCCUCAACAAGUAGUUACCCCGACCUUCUCACAACCACCCAACCCCAACAGUCUACAUCAUCAGACCUGCCCGUCCCCCCUCACUCUCACCCUCACUCCCUGAACCCCAGUCCCACCACUGACUCCACCGCCGAACCACCUUCCACAUCUUCAAACUGGGUCCAGUACCCCCCUCAACCUCGCCAAUACUACUCUGCAUUUAGCCCCGGGUACCAAGAUGUACAGGGAUUCGGGGCUGAUCCGGGUAGUGGGAGUAAUGGGAAUGGCAUGGUGGUGACUCCAGGUGGUGCUGGUGCCAGUGUUAGUGGAGGAGGGGGAGGAGGGCAUCCGAUACAGGGAUUAUUUUUCCCCGAGUUGGGGGUGCAGAUGGGGUUUGAUCCCGAGAAUCUUUACAUGUUGGGGAAUAUGCUUGGAGAUGAGAUUCUCAAUUUCCCAUUUCAGGCGGAUGGGGGGAUGGGGUUUUAUUAA